UGGCCACACUGUUCGAAUGUCAGAUGGAGGCGACCGCGUGAAACAGCACGUCGUGCACGUUAGUUUUUGCAGCUGAUGUAAAAUAUGGAAAAAGUGAUCCUAAAAUCGACCGCUGAAAAGGGUCGCGGACUGUAUGCCGCCGAGCUCAUCCCGGAGGGUGGAACCAUAUUCGAGGAGCAGCCGCUCGUUUCUUGCCAAUACUCGUGGAAUGCCGCCUACGGGUACUUGGCGUGCGAGUACUGUCUCCGCCCGUUGGAAACAGCCGAACGAAAUGCGCAACGGUUGGCGAACGAUCCGUGCAUUAUGUUGCCGCGGACGGAGUGCUGCCCGGUGGAGGCGAACCUGGCCAACCACACCAAGUGCGAACGAUGUGGCGCCCUGUAUUGCAGCGCCGAUUGUCUGCAGGAAGCGGCGAAUCGAUAUCAUACAGCGGUUUGUUUAGGUUCCGAGGCGCACAACGAGCAGCAUCCGGUGAAUGCUUUGGUGGAGUUCUGGAAGAAAAUGCAUUAUCCACCGGAGACUUGCGGGAUUAUGCUGUUCGUGAAGAUUGUGGGAAUGUUUCGGCAGGCGGCAGAUCCACAGGCGCUUCAAGCGGAACUACAAGAUUUUGUGCACAAAUCGGUGAACGAAGAUUUGCUCAUAUUCCACAAAAUGCUUGGCGAAAAGUUUACCCAGCAGAUUGAGCAACUGUACGAGCUGUUCUGCAAGGCGUUCCAGGUCGAAUCGGACGAGCGUCUUAGCUGGCUAACCCCGGAAGGAUUCAAGAGUCUUGUCGCGCUGGUAGGAACGAACGGCCAGGGUAUAGGUACGAGCUCAUUCGGGGACUGGGUGAAGAACGCCACGGCAUGCGAAAUGAGCGACCAGGAACGACAGGCGGUGGAUCAGCUGAUCGAUGAUUUGUACGCCAAGAUGGACGAUGUCGUCGGUUCGUUUCUGAACAACGAAGGCUCGGCCUUGUACGCUAGACAGAGCAAAAUCAACCACAGCUGUGCACCGAACGCGGAGACUGUGUUUCCCAAGUCGAACCACAUGCUAGCGUUGAGGGCUACGAGGGAUAUACAGCCUGGUGAAGAAAUUUGCAUCUCCUACCUGGACGAGUGCAACCUGCAGAGGUCGCGCCAUUCGCGGCAGAAAACGUUAAAAGAUUACUACCUUUUCAUCUGCCAGUGCGAAAAGUGUGAAAGCCAAAUUAACGAUCCUGACGAAACGUCCGAGGAGGAAGAGGACGAGGACGACGAUGAUAUGGAAGAAUCAGCCUAAGGAAUCGUUAAGCGGUGUCCUGAAAUGGUACCUCAAAUGCAACAAUAUAUUUGCAUCUUCCAAGCAAA
Molecule: messenger RNA, 1328 nt
Organism: Anopheles arabiensis
Lineage: Eukaryota; Metazoa; Arthropoda; Insecta; Diptera; Culicidae
Gene: Smyd5
Product: SET and MYND domain-containing protein 5
Exons: 2
Coding region: 85-1260 (391 amino acids)
Molecular function (GO): protein binding
Source: RefSeq, a predicted model, not a curated record